Molecule: messenger RNA, 1928 nt
Organism: Octopus sinensis (East Asian common octopus)
Lineage: Eukaryota; Metazoa; Mollusca; Cephalopoda; Octopoda; Octopodidae
Exons: 5
Coding region: 1-1233 (410 amino acids)
Source: RefSeq, a predicted model, not a curated record
AUGAUCUAUGAGACCGGUGUAGCUUGGAAUGCAGAAGCUGAUUUGUGCAGGGCUGAAGGUCUUAAACGCAGCAAGAAGGACAAGAAGUUGAGAGUGUGCCUGCUGAAAUUUCCUUUAAAGUGGUAUAGGAAAGUAAAUAUAUUAACAGAUGGAGACAUACUGUUCCGGAAAUCUACAUCAUUUAGUCAGGAAUAUAUGUUUUGCUAUCAUGGAGACAACACUUUACAAUUUAAGAAUAUUUACGUAAACUACACUUUGUGUUCUGAUAAACAGGUUAACUUCACGUGUAUCACAAAGGACUGGAUUGAAAAUUAUAAAAUGAAGUUGGUGAAAGGCAGUGAUUAUUGUUCUGCGGAUAUGGUCCCCCUGAAGAGUCGUCCAACGGUUACAUCAACAACAGCGACAACAACAUCGACGAGAACGCAGUCGACUAAUACACAAUCUUCAACUUUAACAUCGCUAAUAACGUCACUAGCGCCCUCAUUUUCCAUUUCUUUCUCCUCUUCCGACUCCUCUUCAGUCUUUAAUUCUUCUUCUUAUUUAUCGUUCACCUCUUCCUCCUUCGCUUCUUUUUCCUCCCCUUCCUCCUCCACCGACUCCAUCGUUUCCUCCUCUUCUUCCUCCUCUUCUUCAACUUCCUACUCCAACCCCACCUCAGUCUCUUCUGCCUCUCAAUCAUCCGUCUCCUCAUCACCUCCGUCUACAUCAUCUUCCUCCACCUCCACCUCUUCUCCAUUGUCUGUGCCACCCUCUACUUCCUCCUACUCAUUCUCCUCCUCUUUCUCCUACCCCUCAUCAUUAUGGUCAUCGUGGUCGACACUGUCAUCGUCUUACGACGACGCAGUUACACAAGAAGGAACAUCUUCGGUAGAAGCUGACCCAGUUGUUACCUCGAAGGUUACAGAAGCGGGAGGAACGUCAAAUGCUGAAGGCCGUCCAAUUACCACAGUCCCAACAACCCCGAAUUUAUGCUGGUGUCGCUGUUCACAGACACCGAGGAAUUUGACCCAAGAGGAACUAGAGAUGAAGUUACACCAAAUCUCUUCAGAGUUGUCCAUUCCGCGUAAAAACACAUCCAAGUACAUACGUUCAAAAAUCAGUAUGGAAGACAAAAGAGCAUCUUCUUUCUAUAUGGGCUCCGCCUUGGUGCUUAUCAUCACCAUUCCUUUUGGCUUGAUCAUUCUCAUGGAUCUAUUCCCAUUGUUUAAAUGGGCAUAUGGUUACCUAAUUUGAUAAAAGAAACCCUAACAAAAUACUCAUUUUAUUAUUUUCUGUCUUCAAAUUUUCAUUGAAAAUAUAAUUUCAACGAUCUUUUCUUUUGUUAUUAUUUUACGGUGGUUGUUUCACACUAUUUUAUCACAGAAUGCUAAGUUGCUUAAGCCUCUCCACUUACACAAAUUUUCACAGAUGUGCAAAUUAAUGUCACAUGCUAACUGCUCCAGGUGUACAGCUGUGCUACAUCUGCUGUUCUUGACGGAAAUUAUUUUUCUUUUAACGAGGCCAAUUUGAAAGACCAGCUCACACUCUUAUUCAAUGCGACGAUGGCUACUUUUGUUAGCCACUUGUGUGAGCAACUCAGACUAUGAAGUCGAAUGUGUUGGAAGGAAGGAAAACAGUGUCAAUAAUUGCCGGUCUCCUGGUUGUAUGCACAGGUCUCAACUGAUUUUCCCCAAGCUUGCACUAUGUGGUGCCUUAUCGAUUUGUCCCACAAAAGCACAUUCUAUGGUACCCUGUCUAUUCCUCCCAAACAUACACUGUAUUGUAGCGUAGCGAGUCAAUUUAAGCAUACAUUAUUUGGCACCUUACUGAUUUGCCCCGAAUACCCACAAUAUGGUAUUAUACCGAUUCACUCCAGACACUAAAUUAAUGUAGAAAACACUUUUAUGGGAUAAAAAUUCGAUUUUUUGAAUUUUGAAAUUUUCAAUGUA